This is a messenger RNA of Ceratosolen solmsi marchali, 2144 nucleotides long. It is a transcript of the gene FipoQ, whose product is annotated as F-box/LRR-repeat protein FipoQ. NCBI's taxonomy places the organism in Eukaryota, Metazoa, Arthropoda, Insecta, Hymenoptera, Agaonidae. Gene Ontology annotation, biological process: positive regulation of protein ubiquitination. The coding region runs from base 521 to 2089 and encodes 522 amino acids. The record is from RefSeq and is a predicted model, not a curated record. The transcript has 7 exons. Gene Ontology annotation, molecular function: protein binding.
UUCUAAUUUUUCGUUUGUUUCACUAAAAUUUGGUGCAUUUUUAUUAACGGGUGUUCUUGGCCAUGCGUAUGCGUUCGAAUUUGACUUGGAUGUGUUAGAAUCGAGCAGUAAAACGAGAUGGACUGCGUCACUGCUUUUGUGUGAGGGAAGCCUUACGAAAAAGUCUUUUGCAUUUGUAAGGCAUUAGAGGAGGAGUAAGGGAAAAUGAGUUCUGUGCGACACGAUAAACUGAAAAAUUAAAUACGAACGGGCAAAUUGAGCUUUCACAUAAAUUACAUUUUCUAUAAAUUCCCUCUUAAUAUAAUUAUUACUGAUAGUCGAGUAAAACGAGUGGUGAUGUCCGAUCAGCUUUCGCUGCGCAGCUUAUAUUUUUUUCUCUUAUUAAUCGGGAUACUAAAGCAUCUAACCAACAAUAUAAAGGACCAUUCUCUUUUCAAUGUAAUAAAAACAAAUUCAUAAUUAUUUUUUAUUGUGCGUCUUUUCGUUUAUUUUCGCGUCAUCAAUCAACGGCCAUCCGAUCAUGGAUACGCGUAGAAUGUCGAAUUGGAAUGUACUAAGUGUGGAAGCAGCUCUACAACAGCUAAAUGGACCACAAGACGGAAUGGAAAUUGAAAAAAUUAUUCGAAAAUCAAAUACGACGAUAGAGAAAUUGCCGGACAAAGUGAUUCUAAAUGUAUUCAGUUAUCUUUCGCACCGAGAAAUAUGCCGAAUGGCGAGGGUCUGUAAACGAUGGCGUCAGAUAGCUUAUGACACAAAAUUGUGGUCGCAUGUUUCUCUGAGACCGGAAAUCAGUGGCCUUCACGUUGGAUCUCUCGAAAAUCUUCUACAAUUAGUUAGCGCUCGAUUUGGGCCAUCUUUGCGCUACAUCGAAUUGCCAAUAGAAUUAAUUACACACACGGUACUUCAUGAACUGUCGAACAAAUGUCCGAAUUUGACGCAUAUGCUUCUUGACUUCUCGACGGCUAUGCAGCUGCACGACUUUUCGGAGAUGCAAGCUUUCCCCACAAAACUUAAGUACAUGUGCAUAUGUUUAUCCGAAGUCAUCUUCAUGGAAGGUUUCAUGCGAAAAAUUUAUAACUUUAUUAACGGCCUCGAGAUUCUCCAUCUCAUAGGAACUUACGAGAAGGUCGAGGAGGAGGAGGAAGAAAUCUACGAGGUGAUAAAUGUUCACAAAUUAAAGUCUGCCACGCCAAAUUUAAGGGUAAUCAACUUAUAUGGGAUCAAUUUUGUCGAUGAUUCGCAUAUUGAUGCCUUUUCGUCAAACUGCAUACAGCUUGAGUGUUUAGCUGUGAACUUUUGUGCCAAAGUGACAGGAUCGACCAUGAAAACAUUAUUUCAACGAAGUCGAAGACUUCGAUGUCUACUUAUGCAGGGCACGAACCUUCAGAGCGAAUACGUGAUGCAGGUCGAAUGGGAGAAGUCUAGUAUUCAGGAGCUUGACGUGACAGCAACGGAUCUCACGACCGAGUGCCUGAUCGAUAUGCUCAGUAGAAUACCUGGACUGCGCUUCCUUAGCGCGGGCCAACUCAAUGGGUUUAACGAUAGCGUCCUUAAGGCUUGGAUGGAAAUGGGCAACCCACGGAGUCUUAUUGCCCUCGACCUUGACAGUUCUGAUAAUCUUACCGACGAUGCCUUGCAUAAGUUUUUGUCGCGGCACGGUCAUCAGCUCUGGGGAAUUUCACUCUCGGGGAUGCCACACAUCACUGAUCAACUUUGGCAGAGUGUAUUGCCUAUUCUAACUAAUUCAAAAAUUGUAGUUAUGGGAACGCACGAGAGACUCGGAGUAAAUAUCCACGUCGAUCAAUUAAUGGACGGGAUAGCAAACAAUUGUCCGAACUUGGAACGAUUGGAAUUACGAUGGGAUCCAGAGAAUUUGAGAUUCUCCGACAAAAGCCAAAAAGCUAUAGAUAUUUUAAGAGUUAAAUGCAUUAAACUCAGGUGUUUAACGCUCAGCGAUGGGAGAUAUUAUGAGAUUGUAAAGGCAAACUUUGAAAGAGCUGACAGAACAACCGUUGUACGAACAACCACUUGUUGUCGGGUUUCCAAUUACUAUUUGCUUCAUAAUUAUAAGGAUUUAGUUUUCAAUUGAUGAUCGUUUGUAUUAACAAUGAAAACUGGACACCACAUUUCAAUUAAAAUAUUUU